AGUCCAUCCCAGUCCAUCCCAGUUUGAUCCCAGUCCAUUCCCAGUCCAUCCCAGUCCAUCCCAGUCCCAUUCCAGUCCAUCCCAGUCCAUCCCAGUCCAUCCCAGUUUGUUCUCAGUCCAUCCCAGUCCAUCCCAGUCCAUCCCAGUCCAUCCCAGUCCAUUCCCAGUCCAUCCCAGUCCAUCCCAGUUUGUUCCCAGCACGGCCGGCUCAAGCUCCGCCCCCCGGACGCCGCCCGGCGCCGCCAGCGCGAGGAGAAACUGAGGCACUACCGGGAGGCCAUGGACGCCUUACUGGGGGCCCCGCCCCCAGCCCAGGUUCUGGCUCUGACCGGGGCGGUGCUCUCGGCCAAUCCCGACGUGGGAACCUGCUGGAACCGGCGCCGCCGCGCACUGGGUGAACUGGGAGGGGACUGGGUGCAGUCGGAGCUCUCCUUCGUGGCGCAGUGCCUGGGGGUGAACCCCAAAUCCUACGGGGCGUGGCACCACCGGGGCUGGGUGCUGGGACACGGGAGAGCGCCCCCCGCUGGCCGGGAGGACCUGGCGCUGUGCGAGCGCCUCCUGGAGGCCGAUCCCCGGAACUUCCACGCCUGGGAGCACCGGCGCUCUCUGGUGGCCGGAGGUUCCCCCCAGGCCGAGCUGGAAUAUUCCGGGGCGCUGCUGAGCCGCGAUUUCUCCAAUUUCUCCGCUUGGCACCACCGCCUGCGCCUGCUGGCCCCGGCCAGGGACGGCGGGGAGGGGCACCCCGGGGUGCUGCCCCCCGAGAAGCUGCAGAGAG
Malurus melanocephalus (red-backed fairy wren) is the source of this 775-nucleotide messenger RNA. Its product is annotated as geranylgeranyl transferase type-2 subunit alpha-like. Gene Ontology annotation, biological process: protein geranylgeranylation. Lineage: Eukaryota; Metazoa; Chordata; Aves; Passeriformes; Maluridae. The record is from RefSeq and is a predicted model, not a curated record. The transcript has 4 exons. Gene Ontology annotation, cellular component: cytoplasm; Rab-protein geranylgeranyltransferase complex. Gene Ontology annotation, molecular function: Rab geranylgeranyltransferase activity. The annotation marks the transcript as partial.